AUAUCAUCUGCAUGCAAUUCGAUUUAUUUGCUUAGAAAGGGUUCUCAUCAUGAAUUUCUUAUGGUGGUUGGCCGUGGUAGUAGUAAUAGGAAUAGGAGUCAAUGGUGGAGUAGGCCAUGAAGAUUGCGGAGAAACAAGAUGUCACCCAGACGGCCCAGCCAUCCGAUGGCCAUUUCGACUUAAAGAUAGGCAGCCAAUCCAUUGUGGCUUCGGGGGCUUUGAUAUUUCUUGCGACGAAUACAAAGCGACUUUGCUCGAUAUGGCAUCAUCAACUAAGUUCAUUGUUGAAGAGAUUAACUACACAUCUCAUGCAAUUAGAGGAAUUCCUUAUUAUGGUUGCUUGCCAAGGGAGUUGUUUUACAGUAAUGGUUCUUCUCCCUUCGAAUUCGUAGGCCGCGCAAUCUUAUUCAGUUGUCCACCGUCAACAGUAAGAGAUGAAUAUUGUUCCAGCAGUUAUGGUGGUGAUUGUCUGGCGAGAUUGAGCCCAUGCCAUGGCAACAAUUCUGGUAAUAACCAUACUUACGCUGUCUUGGAUCAAGGUUAUGGGUGUGACUUCGGAUCAAUGCCCCUAGUGUCUUGUAUCAAGGUGCGUGAUUAUAUAUCACAUUACCCUAAAGAUUCAAAUUCGAUGACGCUGCAUUGGUCCAUACCAUCAUGUGAACAUAGCAAAGGUCGUAAUCAUAGAAGGCCAAAUCUGAAGAUAUUAGGUAUUUCGGCACUCUGUUUAGUUCUAAUAGCGACGGGGACGACAAUCUACUAUGUCUACAACUCAAACAAAAAGGAAAAAGAAAAUCAGCUUAGAAUUGAAAGAUUUUUGGAUGAAUACAGAGCAAUGAAGCCAAGUAGAUAUUCCUAUGCUGAUAUUAAGAGGAUAACAAGUCAAUUCAAGGAAAAGUUGGGUCAAGGUGCCUACGGAACAGUGUUCAAAGGAAAGCUUUCCUCUGAGUUACUUGUUGCUGUGAAAAUCCUCAACAAUUCAAAUGAAAAUGGGGAAGAUUGCAUAAACGAGGUGGGGACAAGGUGUAAAAUCCACCAUGUCAAUGUGGUUCGCUUGGUUGGAAUUUGUGCUGACGGAUUUAUUCGUGCUCUUGUUUACGAAUACUUACCAAAUUGUUCUUUGCAAAAUUUCUUAUCAUCAGCAGAUAAUAAGAAUUCAUUUAUUGGUUGGGAUAAGUUGCAAGAUAUCGCUCUAGGAAUAGCUAAAGGAAUUGAAUAUCUUCACCAAGGAUGCGACCAACGAAUCCUGCACUUCGAUAUCAAACCACAUAAUGUAUUGCAACCUUAA
Molecule: messenger RNA, 1285 nt
Organism: Prunus avium (sweet cherry)
Lineage: Eukaryota; Viridiplantae; Streptophyta; Magnoliopsida; Rosales; Rosaceae
Product: rust resistance kinase Lr10-like
Biological process (GO): protein phosphorylation
Molecular function (GO): protein kinase activity; ATP binding; polysaccharide binding
Source: RefSeq, a predicted model, not a curated record